GCGAUUACUGUUCGGUGUGCAUAUUUUCAUCGCAAGCUAUCUCUGUUUCAUUCUAUCUUUUAAUUCCAUGUCACCCCAUCUUCUCUCAUCUCAGGCAAGUUGACGAUAAUUGCGAUCUAUGCUGUGAGACGCAAUUGAUCGCUCCAUUCCUCAUCUAUCUAGGGGUGGAUCUCAGGAGCCUCAACAUCAAAUCUACAUUUAACAUUAAUCUCUUGUAUCAUCAUAUUUUCUCAUAUCCCAAUUUAUAAUGGCCGAACCACAAAAACAGGGCUUUAUGUCCCGUCUCUUCCGUCCAAAAACCAAGGCAAAGCUCACAAAAGCCCCAUCCAAGGGAGCCCUAUCUCGAGUUAGCACCACCUCCUCUUCUCAACCACCAUCGCUAUUCUCCCCUCCACCAGUACCACCUCCUAAGGACAAGCCCCUGGCUCAUGGCGCAAUUUACCGCCCUUCAGACGACAAUCGAGAUGAGCAGACUGGAGAAAGGAGAGAUGACACGGAUUUGCUCCAUGGGCUCGCUCAUCACGAGUCUCAUGAUUCUCUGGACUCGCUCGCUGCUCUGAAGAUCCAGGAAGAAUGGCGCCCGCCUGGUGAACGCGAUAUUCUCUCGUUAUCCGUCAAGCUUUGGGGCAGAAUUGCUUCUUUUCUGGCCCCUGGGGACAAAGCCGCUCUAGCACUCUCCACUAGAACGUUACUGAUGCGCGUUGGAGCGGAGUCGUGGUGGGAGCUAGAGAAGGAAGAGAACAGGAAGGAGAAAUUACGGUUCUUGAUGACACUGGAUAAGCAAUUGCCAGGUCACUUAUUGUGCUUUUCCUGCGCAAAAUAUCACAAGAGAAUACAGAGAGGAGGAGAGUCACUGAAACGAGCCAAUGUUCUGAAUCCGAUCUACAGGUGCCCAAUGGUUGGAAAGCCCGGCCAUGUCGCCCCUCGAGCGCGGAUCACUCCAGGCUGGAACUUACCAUUCACAUUCGUGCAAUUAGUCAUGCGAGGCGAGCGAUAUGGAGUUUCCACAUACGGAAUCCCAGUGAACGAACUAGGGAGACGGUGGAAAGAUCCAUACAGCGAGUGGUCUCAUCAGAGCCGGUUUUAUAUCCAUAAAGGCCACUUGUUGAUGCGCGUCACGAGUAAGAGUUUCGCUGGGGCAAAGCUACCGCCGAGUGGACAGAGACAUCUGUUGUACAACAGAGAAGAUUAUACGCCAUAUUUUAGUGCGUGUGCGCAUUGGAGGGAUGGAGAAUUGAUGGAUGUGUGUAAAUGCGCGCUUUCGCAUAUUCCUGAGAACCGACAGACCGCUGCACAGCAACUGAAGCAAGGACCAACGAUACACCGGAACUUACUCCGACCGAAUCCAAUUGUCAGUCUAUGCUCGAGAUGCAGACCCAUAAGAAGGUGUCCAGAAUGUCCAUCCGAGUACUUGGUUGAACUAAAACUGGCAGAGGAUAAGGAAGAUCCUAUAGUUAGAUUCAGGCAAGCUAUUGUUGUAACUAGAUGGUGUGACUUUGGGGAUGGGAAGUCGCCGGAUAGAAUCGAGUGGGUUGCUAUCAAUGGACUGGAGGUUGAAGGGAGAGAACCGUAUGACAGCUUUACGAUGAUAGGCCGAAGAGCUAUUUCUGGGAUCUUUGAGGCUCAGAAUGGUAUUACAAUGCCGGGGCAGAGAUUGAUGAGUUUGAAUCCGAAAGGGGAGAAGCUUGGCGAGGAAGGACAUGAUUGGUAUUAAAAGAGCCCACUUCACAAAUACUAUUAUAUAAAGUAUUGAAUAGGAAGAUAUUAAUAAAAUGUACCCACGUCUUUAAAU
Molecule: messenger RNA, 1792 nt
Organism: Cadophora gregata
Lineage: Eukaryota; Fungi; Ascomycota; Leotiomycetes; Helotiales; Ploettnerulaceae
Exons: 1
Coding region: 248-1714 (488 amino acids)
Source: RefSeq, a predicted model, not a curated record